Aphidius gifuensis is the source of this 7423-nucleotide messenger RNA. RefSeq names its product patronin (gene Patronin). The transcript is spliced from 19 exons. The record is from RefSeq and is a predicted model, not a curated record. Lineage: Eukaryota; Metazoa; Arthropoda; Insecta; Hymenoptera; Braconidae. Bases 692 to 6073 code for a protein of 1793 amino acids. Gene Ontology annotation, cellular component: microtubule minus-end. Gene Ontology annotation, biological process: cytoplasmic microtubule organization; negative regulation of microtubule depolymerization. Gene Ontology annotation, molecular function: calmodulin binding; microtubule minus-end binding.
AAUGGUCGGCGAAUGUGCCGCGGUCAUGGAGUUUUCAGCAACUUAGUGAUUAUUCUUUUGACAAAGACAGCUCAAAAUUUAUAAUUAUUAAUAAUAUUUAAAUUAUCUAAACCGGCUAAACGUGUCGACAAAUUAUUCAUCAACAAAUAACAAAAUUAAAAAGUAUAAAUAUUAUCAAAAAUAUUGUCUAUUGUUUUGGUGUUUGUUAAGUGUUUGUGGAAAAAAAAAAAAAAAAAAAGAAAAAUCAUAUUAUUGAUGAAAAUAAUAAGUGGUGUUUUUAUUUUCAUAAUAAUAAUACAUUUGACAUGUUAAUAAAUAUUAACAAUCAUCAAAAUAAAUAAUUUAUUAAUACUAAUUAAUUAAUCAACAAGUGCCAGGUUUUAAUUGUUUUAUUUUUUUACAUUCAAUUAUUGUCAGAUAUACAAUAACACACUUAUAAUUUCAAGAAAGUGUUGGAACGAAAAAAAAAAUAAUAAAAAAAACAGAGGCCAAGAUGAUUUUAUGGACCUCACCCUGAUUUCUCUCAGCAAUGCGAACAGCAGAGAAUCGUGCCACUUUCCGUUUGGCCAGAAAAUCGAUAGAGAUUUUAAAAAUGUUUAUGUGACAAAGCUGAUGAUUUAUCAAGAGUCAUAACAAGUGGCUCAAUAUAUUUCGAUAAAAAGUAAUAGAACAAUUUAUGGUUUAAUUGUGAAUGUGGAGUACUAUAUCGCGUCUCUUCGUCGCGAAAUCAAGAUCGUCGACGAAGACACUUGAACAAGUUGAUAAUAAUUGUGUUGAUAAUAUAAAUAAAUUAUCAUUUGUUAAUAAUUAUUAUAACGAGGAUAGAGAUAUUAAUAAUUUGACACAAGAUCAUACCAAUCUGGCUGUCCAUGUUUUCGAUUCAAUGGAUCGUAACAUGGGAGAUGACAGACGAAGGGAUUCGAAACAAUCAGCAACUGAUGCCAAUGAAACACGUCAGGCGAAACAACGUGCCUCCGUAAAAUGGCUUUUAUCAAAAGCAUUCAACAACCGAGUACCAGACAACCUCCAUGAGCCUUAUUAUCGAGAUCAUGAGGACCAAGAACAUCUCAAGCCUCAAAUAGUUCAAUCAUUAUCAAAUGCUGAGCUAUAUUGUUUAGCAUUAGCAAAUAUAUAUUCAGAUCCAAAUUAUCAUAAUCAAAAUCAUUGGGGUAUAUUACAAGCACUUGCACGUAAAGGUGUUUAUGUAUCUGAUCCAAAUAAUACAACAUUAACUGAAACAAUACUUAUACAAAAUUCACCAUUAAAAAUGUCAGCACAUAUGGCUGUGAUAGAAGGACUUAUGGUAUUAUAUGCUAAAGAAGUUGUAACAAGUGAUCGUGUUGUUGCUGCUAUUAAAAGAUUUAAUCCACAAGCUCAUAUUGAUAUACCAAAUGAUCAUGAAAAAGGUUUAUUAUUAUGGAUAAGUCAUGCAUCAAAUGCACUUAUUAUUAAAAUUAAACAAAAUAAUGAUGAUGAUGAUAAUGAUACAAUUAUUGAUGAACAUAAAAAAUUACCAGAAUUACCAGAUACUAAAGAUUUUCAAUCAUUAUGUGAUGGUGUUGGUCUUGCUGCUGUUAUUGCAUUUUAUUGUCCAAAUGAACUUAAUUGGAAAAAUAUUAAAGUAUCUAAAAGACCAUCUGUUGCUGAUGCAUUACAUAAUUUAUCACUUGUUCAUAGUUUUUGUAUGAGAUGUUUACCAUAUUCAAUAUUUCAUAUGCAACCAGAAGAUGUUACCUACAUGAGAGGAUCUAUGAAACAAAAUUUAGUUGUUUUUUUGGCUGAUAUGUAUAAUGUCUUAGAAAUUCAUCCAGUUAAAUGUGUACGUUAUCCUGGUGGUGAAAGAGCAAUGCAAUAUCUUGAUGCUUGUCCUCGUAAUAGUCACGGGGUAGCACAUAAAAGAAGUCUACCACAAUCUAUUACACCAAUACCUGAUCUAAGAAGCAACCUAUCUGUAUCAGCUCCAGGCUUCACAGUUGCAAAAACGUCAGCUCCAAUAUCUGUUAGAAAAUCUCAAUCUUUACAUCAAACUGCUGAGAGUCAUUCAUAUGAUGACAGACGUGGUGGAUCUGAAGAAAAUUUUGUAAUUCAUCGUAAUAAAGGUAUACCAACAUUGAGCUCAGUGACUGAUGAUAAAUUAAUAAAAUUUGAAGCUGCUGGAAGACCAAGUAAUUGGGAAGAUCAAAGAAGAAGUUCAUAUGCUGGUAGACGUUCAAGACGUAAUAGUGUUACAGAUGAUUCACAAUUAACAAUUGAAAAUUUUGGUGGUUCACAAGAUAAUUUACAAAAUUUUGGUUGUAUUAGAAAUCCAGAUAAAGAAAUGGUUGUACAUAGUGGUAAACGUGUUGCUAUUGAACCAACAAUACCAAUACGUACAAUGAUGCAAGAUGUUUAUGGUAGUGAUGUACAAAAUAUACUUGCUGAUAAUGGUUAUAGUAAUGAUGAACCAACAAAAACACCUAGACUAAGACGACAAAUGUCAAAUACAAAUAUUAAUAAUUCAUCAACACCAAUUAAAAAUAUAUUACAUUCCAUUGAUAAUGAUGAUAAUAAUAAUGAUGACAUUGAUGAUGAUAAUAAAGUUAAAAAAAUGGCUAGUUUUGCAACAUAUGGAAAACAAAAUACUGAUAACAAUAGUAAUUUUAAAUUAGUUGAAAGAAAUAAAGAUGACAGUAUUGCAAAUAAAAGUAAUUUUACAAUUAAUAAACAUGAACAAAGUAAUGGUAAUGGUAUUGGUAAUAAUGAAAAAAAAACAACAUUUGCAACAUUAUCAAAUACAACAACAUGGCAACAACAAUAUGCACAACAAUCACAACAAUUAGAACAAAAUACAAAAGUUGAAAAUGGUGGUAGUAGUGUUGAACCAUCACAAUCAAAUGAUAUUAAAUUACAAUUAGAAGAAAGAAAACGUCGUAUUGCAAAUGAAAAAAGAAAAGCUGCUGUUGAAAAAACAAAUAUACGACAAGAUGUUCAUAAAACAGCAUUUUUACAAGCUGUUACUAAGGGUAAAGUUAAAUCACCCUCAUCAUCAACAUCCGGCGGUGACAGUCCCGUGGAGCAUGCUCCCCCUACUCCAAUGUCCUCUUCUGGUGGUGGUGGUGGUGGUGGUGGUGUUGAUAAAUCUUCAAGUAUUAACUCAACAUUAACUCAUCCACAACAGACUGUUCAAGAUAAACCACAACGUCCUUUCUCAUUGAAGGAAAGUGGUGAAGAUGUUAGAGACAUUGAAAACAAGUGGCGUGAUCAAGAUGGUACAGUGCCAUUUAUUGAAACUCGUCGAACACCAGACAUUGAAAAUAUGGAUCGUGAACAGUAUCAUCAAUCAAUAACCCAUAGAAAUUAUUUGAGUGAUAUGCAAGCUGAAAUAAAACGUCUUGCAACACAACAAAAUCAAAUACAACAACAACAUAUUAUGACACAACAUCAACAACAAAUGCAACAACAAUUACAACAACAAAUACAAAUACAAAGUUUAAAUCAACAACAUAUGCAAAAUUAUACAUUACCACCACAAGUUAAUUCAAUGACACAAAGAUUACCAGAUAAUCAUCAAGGACAAUUUUAUCUUCAUGAUCAACCAGCACAAAUACAAAGAAGAACAUGGGCAAGACCACCAAGUCAAAAUAAUGAUAUGACACAAAUUAAUUUUCAACAAUCAAUGGAUCCAAGAUUUGCACCACAACCAGUUUAUCAACAAGAUCCAAGAAAUAUUUAUCAAGAUACAAGAACUUGGGGUUCACCAAUAACACCACAAAAAGGUUUUGUACUUCAUGAUAAUAUUCAAGAUCAAAGAUAUUUAAAUGGUGGUGGUGUUAGUGGUGGUGAACAUAGUCUUCAAAAUAAUCAAAUACAUCAUUCACAAAAUUAUCCAGUAUCUGGUAAUAUUUAUCAAUCAACUGCAACAUCUGCUAGUCCUCAACAUCGUAAUGCUGUACAUCGAAUAAGUCAAUUGAUAAAUGAAAGUCCAGAAGUUAAAAAACAAAGUAUAGUACAUCAUAUACCAAUAACAUGUGAUAAUACAAUUGAUAAACGUCAUAAUAAUGCACAAAUACAUACAUCAGUACCGGCACCACCAGUUGAUGAUAUGGAACCACAAAAUAUAUCAUUUAUUGGUAAUGAUGAUGAUGCUGUAUCACAAGGUAUACGUCAUCUUAAUAUAACAUCUGGUAGUAGAACAUAUAGAAUACCAUCACCAACAAAACCAACAUCAACAACACCAACAAUAUCACGUAAUUCAUUUCAACCACAUGGUGGAACAUUACGUGAAUCAGUAUCACCAUUACCACCAGUUGAAAUAAAACCACUUGAUCAAACAAAUGAAACAAAUGAAAAAGGUUUUUAUAUAUCAUUUGAUAGUGAUACACCUAAAAAACCAAAACCAACAUUACGUGUUAAACGUUCACCUAAAAAAGAACGUACUGUAUCAUCAUUUAUUGAAAAUGAAGAUUUUACAAGACGUCCAGAAUCACCACCAAUAAAUAGUGCUGAAAGACAACGACAUAUUGAAGCACAAAGAGAUCUUGAAAGAGAACGUCAACGUCAAGCUGAUGAACGUGAACAACAACGUCAAGAUAUGCGUGAUAGAGAAUUACAAAGAGAAAUAAUAAAAGAACGUCAACAACGUGAAGGAACAACAGCAACAACAACAACAACAACAAAUGAUGAAAAUCGUACAUCUGGUGUUGGUCUUGUUAUUGGUAAUCAAUUAUCAAAUUUAGAUCCAAAUUCAAUUGAUGAAAUGGAACGUAAAAAAGAAAAAAUAAUGAUGUUAUCAUUACAACGUAGACAACAACAAGAAGAACUUAAAGAAAGAAAAGAAGCUGAAAUACAAGCAAGAAGAGAUAAAGAAAAAAUGAAAGAAGAAGAACGUGCUAGAAAAAAAGAAGAAGAUCGUCAAAGACGUGCUAUUAUAUUAGAACAACAUAAAUUAAAAAAAGCUAUUGAAGAAGCUGAACGUGAAGGCAAAGUUAUUGAUAAAGAACUUCUUAAUGCCAUAAAACCAACUCCAAAGUUACGUAAUAAGACUGUAUCAGCUCGUCAAAGACCAAAAACAAUUCAUGUUGAUCAUAGUUCUGAAUUAGACUCUGGUACUUUAACACCAAGUCGUGGAAAAAAAGGUUCAUCAUCAAAUCUCAGUACUGCGUCGCUGACAUCACCAACGAUGAAACGUGAUUAUUUUCGAGGCUCACAGGAUACACUUAUAUCUGCUCAUAGUGAUGAUCGACGUGGUGGACCCUUUUACAGGGGUGGCAGUCUCAAGGUAUCUUCAGUAGAUUCACCAGAUGAUGGUAGAGGUUGUUCCCCGUAUCGUAGUACAACACAACUUGGACGACGUGGAUCAUACAAAACAUCAAGAGAUUCACAGGAGCCUCAGCAACAGGUUAGAGGCAGGACAAAAUACCCGACUUACCAAAACUUUAAAGGAAGAAAAUCAAAUUCGUUGAUGAAUUUGUGUGCAGAUACAGACAGUGGUUUGGGUCGUGCAACACCACCAAGAAGAGCACCAAGUCCUGGUAUGGGUAGCACAAAACAUUUACCAUCACCAUCUGGUCCUGGAUCAUUACCACCUGGUCUUAUGUCGAAAAGAAAAUUCGAUGAUGGUAGCAGUGAUAUUAGUAGUACUGCUAGUUCAAUGAUGGAUUACAAUGGUCCUCGAUUGUAUAAACAACCAACGACAAAAUCAAAUCGUGGAAUAAUGUUAAAUGCUGUUGAAUAUUGUGUUUUUCCUGGUUCAGUUAAUAAAGAUGCUAAAAGACGUGUACUUGAUGAAAUUGCUAGAUCAGAAAGUAAACAUUUUUUGAUAUUAUUUCGUGAUGCUGGAUGUCAAUUUAGAGCACUUUAUUCAUAUUGUCCUGAUGGUGAAGAAAUAACAAAACUAUGUGGUACUGGACCAAAACAAGUACUUGAUAAUAUGUUUGAUAGAUUUUUCAAAUAUAAUUCAGGUGGUAAAUGUUUUUCUCAAGUACAUACUAAACAUUUAACAGUGACAAUUGAUGCAUUCACGAUACACAAUAGUCUUUGGCAAGGAAAAAAAGUUAAUUUACCAAACAAAAAAGACAUGGCUCUUGUCAUUUAGGUUUAAUUAAAUUUACCAUCAUUAUUAUAAACAAAUAAUCAUUAUAAUGAGCCCUCUGUUGAUUAUAGUUACUUCAUAUUUUAAUACAAAAAAAAAAAAAUUAAAAAAAAAAACAAAAAAAGAAAAUAGUAUUCAGUUAAACAUGUUUUUUUUUAAAUUUCAUUUCUCAAUUUUAGUUGCUAUUUUUUAUUUUUUUUUUUAAAUUUUCAAAAAUGAUUAUUAAUAUUUUUAUUAUUAACAAAUAUCAAAUGAUUAUUUUGAUAAUAUAACUGGCUUCCAAACGAUUUUUUUAAAGUCGGUUUAUAAAAUUUAAAUUAGACUGUUAAUUCUAAUGUUUUUUAUUAAAAAAAAGAAAAAUCAUACACUCAUUAUUAUUUAAAUAAUUGUCUUGAUAUUUAUUAUUUUAUUUUUCAUAUUUGGAAUUGACAGUCAUUUUAUUUGCCUAAUUUUAAACUGUUGACAGUUUGGAAUAUUUAAAAAUUAGCUAGAUAAUUAUUUGAAAGAAAAAAAAAAUUGAAAAAUUAAACUAAAUGAUUUGAAAAAUUUAAAGAGUUUUGAUUGUUGAGAGAUUGUGUAUGAGCAGUUCAUGGACAUAAACUAGUUUUGUAAAUAAAUAAGUUAAUUGCAGUUAGUAUCGAAAAAAAAAAAUAAUACCAAAUCAAGCCUUACAGUCAAUCUGGGCGAUAAAUGAUUAUUCUUCUUUUUCUUCUUUUUUUUUGACUUAUUAUUACUAUUAUUUAAUAUUUAUAUAUAUCUUUUUUGUCAUUUUUUUUUUUAAAUUCAAAUUUUAUAAGGUAAUGCGUAACAAUUUUGUCAAAUGGAACAUACAUACUUGAAGAUAAAAAACAUUUUAAAAUUUAUAACUAAGAUUGUAAAAACAAAAAAUAAUAUUUUAAACUUUAUUUAAUCAUGCAAGUGAUUGACGUAGAGUUGGUAUUUUUAAAUUUGACAAAGUGAUUGAUACUAAACGUGUGCCAUAAAGUUAUAAAAUUUAAAUCACUUGCAUUGUCAAAUUUUUAAUAAUUGAUAUAAUCAUAUUAUUAUAUAAUAUUAACAUAUCCAUUUAUUUUUUAUUUUAUUCAGAAUUGAUGAUAACUUUUAGAUAAACAAAAAAAUAAUUAUAAAUAUUAUGCACGUUCAUUUUUGGCUUACAAUUUAAAAGAAAAUAAUGUAGUAAUUUUAGUAGCUCAUUGUUGAUAAAAUAAUAAACAUAAAAUACACUCCAAUAUGACAAUAUUGUUAACGCAAAAAGAAAAAAAAAAAUGCCAUAAAUAAAUAAAAAAAAAAAAGAAGAUAAGAUUUAAAAAAAAAAGAGGUAAAAUCAUGACUUUGAAAAAGCGCAUUAUCCAU